Messenger RNA from Cercospora beticola, 2376 nucleotides. Its product is annotated as flavin-containing monooxygenase. Lineage: Eukaryota; Fungi; Ascomycota; Dothideomycetes; Mycosphaerellales; Mycosphaerellaceae. Gene Ontology annotation, molecular function: flavin adenine dinucleotide binding; N,N-dimethylaniline monooxygenase activity; NADP binding. The record is from RefSeq and is a predicted model, not a curated record.
GCUAUGGCACUAAGGCUGAAGAGGCGACCCGUGUUGCGAACUCGUGCCACAUUACUCGAAACCGCCGACUCGAUACUGUGGCAAGCUGUUGUUACAAUGCAAGGCACGAGAUACCAUGAUCUCAAGUGCGGGCUGGGCAAGCGGCGAAGUGGGCUACGCGCAUGCAGCGCGUGCUCAUGCCGAUCAUGCAGCUUCCAGCCAAUACUAGUCACUGUUUUGGCAGACACCAUCUACCGCAGGCGUCCAAGAGCUUGCACAGCAUGCGCGGCGGGUCGCCCUGCACGAGUCUCCAUUACACAGUCCGAGGCUAGUGCUCCGCUCAUCUGGAAGCUCUCAGGACAGCCGGAGGUACAGUAGAAGGUAGUCUAUAGUGAAGCAGCAGCCCACUUUCGAACCUCGCGUCCCAUUGUCCUGGCUUUCACACAUUCUUUGCUCUGAACAUGGCACCCGAUCUCAACGCAGUCGCCGCAGGCGAGACAUUCGACUACUCACAGCCUGGAUCGUCUGGCUACCAUGUCAAUCAAGAAAUCACAUACAAUGACCCCAACAACCGCAAACUGCGGGUGCUCACAAUCGGCGCCGGUGUCACUGGUAUCUUGAUGGCAUAUCGUAUCCAGAAAGACGUGGCAAAUGUCGAGCAUGUCAUCUACGAGAAGAAUGAAGAUAUUGGUGGCACUUGGCUCGAGAACAGAUACCCUGGAUGCGCCUGUGAUAUCCCAUCUCAUGCAUACACUUACCAGUUCGCCUUGAAUCCGGACUGGCCACGAUUCUUUUCCUACUCUCCAGAUAUCUGGAAGUAUUUGGACAAGGUGUGCAACACUUUUGAUCUGCGCAAAUAUAUGACAUUCAACACUGAAGUCAUUGGAACGUAUUGGAAUGAGGAGAAGGGCGAGUGGACUGUGAAGCUACGACAGACAGCACCGGGACAACAGCCAAGAGAGUUCGAGGAUACUUGUCACCUGCUUCUGCACGGAACUGGAAUCUUGAACAACUUCAAGUGGCCAGACAUUCCAGGUCUCAAGGAUAAGUUCAAAGGAAGAGUCGUGCACACUGCUCGAUGGCCAAAGGAAUAUCAGACCGAAGAGUGGAAGAACGAUAGAGUGGCCGUGAUUGGAUCAGGAGCCAGUUCGAUCCAGACAGUGCCGACUAUGCAACCUCAUACGAAGCACAUUGAUGUUUUCGUCCGGACGGGUGUCUGGUUCGUCCAGAUCGCCAACAACUACGGUCAGAACAAGGAAUACGAUCCUGCCGAACGCGAUGAGUUCCGGCACAACCCCAAAGCCCUCGUUGCCCACGCCAAAGAUAUUGAAGAUCAAGUCAAUGGUCUCUGGGGAGCGUUCUACUCUGAUACAGAAGCGCAAAAGCAAGGACAGCAAAUGUUCCGUGAACGUAUGGCGGAAUUCAUUAAGGACAAGAGGUUGCUGGAGGGCUUCACACCCAACUUUGGAGUGGGGUGUAGAAGAAUCACGCCUGGCGAUCCAUACAUGUUGGCGAUCCAAGAGGAAAAUGUAGAUGUGCAUUUUACCGCCGUGAAGAGCUGUACGGAAGAUGGCGUUGUGGGUGAAGAUGGUGUAGAGAGAAAAGUUGAUACUGUUGUUUGUGCUACAGGCUUCGAUGUCUCUUACAAGCCACGCUUUCCCAUUGUCGGGAGGGGCGGAAUUGACCUCAAGGAAAAAUGGAAAGUAUGCCCUGAGUCCUACCUUGGUCUGGGUAUUGCGGAAUUCCCCAACUUCAUCACCUUCAUCGGCCCAACCUGGCCAGUCGAGAAUGGCUCUGUUAUGGGACCCCUUCACUCCGUCUCCGACUACGCUAUCAGCAUCAUCAAGAAGAUGCAGAAUGAGAACAUCCACUCCUGGGUCCCCAGACAAGACAUCACCGACUCCUUCAAUGCUCACGUGCAAGAAUGGAUCAAGCACACUGUGUGGAAAGAAGACUGUCGAUCCUGGUACAAGAAUAACGAGACCGGCCGCGUCAACGCAGUAUGGCCUGGAUCUUCAAUGCAUUACCAGCAGGUCAUCGAGAAGCCACGAUACGAGGAUUUCGAGAUUAAAUACCACGACAAGAAUCCUUGGGCACAUCUGGGAAUGGGCUGGACACCAGAAAACCGGCUGGGUGCGGAGAAGGCGGACUGUAGUCCUUAUCUGAACCUGAACCACAUUGAUCCGAAGUGGUACGUGGCAAAUGGGGGUGACGGAGACGUGUUGCUAAAGCAGGUCAAUGAGUACAAUACGAAGAAGCAGUUGUAAAGGUGUACAGAUGCGAUUUGAGAAGUCAUAUGCAGCAAUUCGAAGCAAGAUAGGUGUGCUAGAGAGAUACAUCACGAAUGUAGACAGCGAUGUAUAGUGAGUCAAGUUUGAGUCACUUUGAUUGACUCCU